AUGGAGAAAAAGGACACAGCGAUACAACCUGGCAGGUACACAUCAAAGCACCCUUAUGUGACAGUUCAGCUUCCACGUCGCAUUCUCCAAGAGCCAGCAUUAAAAGAACUCGCUGACCGUCUUCGGAUAUCCAAUAACGAAAUAGUUUCGGUGGUCGCAGCAGUGCUGCGCUCUGCUAACCAGCCAGGCGAUCUGUCUGAGUUCCGGAUCUCGAGAGAGACUGCGAGACGGGCACGAGCUUCACACCGUCGUCAGGUAGCUGCCGCACAAAGGGAAGCCUUCACGCCUCCACCACAUGCAGUGGUGCACUGGGAUGGUAAGCUGGUUAAGAACGUCGUGGGAGAAGAAGAACACCGACAGGCCAUCUUCAUCUCAGGGCGCGGCCAUGAGGAAGGGAAGCUGCUUGCUGUCUUGCCAGUGAAGGACGGCACUGGCCUGACCCAGGCACGCGCAACAGCUCGUGCUAUCGAGGACUGGAGCUGCGCUUCAAACGUCAAGGCACUGUGCUUUGAUACAACGUCGUCCAACACAGGGCGAGUCCAAGGUGCGGUUGUCCAUCUGGAGGCGCUGCUGGAAAAACAGCUGUUGAGGCUUGGGUGCAGACGCCACGUCAUGGAACUGGUGGUGAGAGCCGCUGCCAGCAACAUCUUCGGCAAAACAUCGGCCCCUACGGACCCUCUCUUCCAGACUCUUAAGAAAAGGUGGAGUCAACUAGAUCACUCUCAGCAUCUCAGGCUGGACAUUGCAAAUCUACCAGAGUCUGACUGGCUCAGUCACCUCCGACACAGGACCGUUAGCUACCUGCUGACCGUCACAGAAUGGGCCAGAGAGGAUUACCGAGAAGCAGCAGAACUAACGCUCCUCGUCCUCGGUGUGAAUCCUCCGCGCGGCACGCACUUUCUGCGUCCUGGCGCAUGUCACCACGCUCGCUGGAUGGCGAAGAUCAUAUACUACCUCAAGAUCUACAUGUUUAGCCACCAGCUAGAGCUCAGCAGUGACCUGUGCGUCAAGCUGCAGAGGAUGGCGAUCUUUGUGUCUCUGCUGUACACACCGGC
Homarus americanus (American lobster) is the source of this 1055-nucleotide messenger RNA. RefSeq lists its product as uncharacterized. The record is from RefSeq and is a predicted model, not a curated record. The transcript is spliced from 3 exons. Lineage: Eukaryota; Metazoa; Arthropoda; Malacostraca; Decapoda; Nephropidae. The annotation marks the transcript as partial.